Messenger RNA from Brienomyrus brachyistius, 1089 nucleotides. It is a transcript of the gene blcap, whose product is annotated as bladder cancer associated protein. The transcript has 2 exons. The record is from RefSeq and is a predicted model, not a curated record. Lineage: Eukaryota; Metazoa; Chordata; Actinopteri; Osteoglossiformes; Mormyridae. The coding region runs from base 269 to 532 and encodes 87 amino acids.
UUAAGGCAGGCAAAGGAGGCGGACAGCUAAUAUUUUCCGUCUUCUGGGUCCUGACACGGAACGAGUUGAAGCUACGCAGGAGACGGAGAGUAGUAAUGGAGGCGGACGGUGUGUGGAGUCGCAAGUGAGCUCUAAGAAUGGCAGGCACGGCUUGAAGCUAACGAAAACUCGUGAACCCCCGUUUUCAGUGGUGGACGGAGAGGUCCCUUAGCGAAGGCACUGCCCGGCUGGACGUCAGAUUGAUCCCGGUGUGGAAACUCCAGAGACGAUGUACUGCCUUCAGUGGUUACUCCCGGUCCUGCUCAUCCCGAAACCAUUGAACCCGGCCUUAUGGUUCAACCACUCGAUGUUCAUGGGUUUUUACUUGCUUAGCUUUCUUCUGGAAAGGAAGCCAUGUACCAUCUGUGCCUUGGUGUUCCUGGCAGCCUUGUUUCUCAUCUGCUACAGCUGCUGGGGGAACUGCUUCCUGUACCACUGCCAGGACUCUCCACUGCCAGACUCUGCACACGACCCCAGCAUUGUGGGCACCUAGAUUGAGUCACUCGUCAGCCCCUCUGUACAUGAUCACCUUUUCUUCAGACUCACAUCUGCAAGGACGUGGGACAAUCUGUAGCUGGGCUGUGAAUAAAAUCCCAAACGUUGGCUUCUGCAUUCAGAGAAGCAUUUAUUUCAUACACGAAGCAUAUCCUGCCUGUAGCUGCACAGGACAGAGAUCCAUUUCCUCUGAGGAUUACUGCAUGGGUUGGCUAUAGUCUUCUUUCCCACUGAUUGCUGUGUCCAUACAUACCUUUGGUUGCUUUUGUAAUAACAAGAUGCUUAUUGUUUUCAACAUUUUGAAGGUAAUGUGCGUGUGAUUUUUGAAUUGGAUUUCUUUGGAAUGAAGAUGGUUGUGGUGAAUAUCGAGUGUUAUUGCAGAAGUCAGCAUGAGCAGCUGUUGCCUCUGUUCUUCUGUGGAUUUAGGUAAAACUAAGGGAAAAAGGCCAAUGCUGGAUUAUUCGGGUUAGUCUGAAAAGGGGAUGCUGGUACCAACUGUAUUAGUUAUGAAUAAUUGUGUUAUUUUGAUUUAAUAAAGGUUAUUUUUUAAGGAAA